AUGGCUACCGGAAUAGCGAUGGGUCGCCCAUCACCGCAACUGGACAACUCCGAGUAUGCCGUCGGCUGGAUCGCUGCCUUGCUACAUGAAAGAGCAGCUGCCAAGGCAAUGCUUGACAUAGUGCAUGCGCCGCCGCGGCACAAACACGCCAAAGAUCACAAUAGCUAUACGUUAGGCUCUAUCAAUGGACCAAAUGGGGAACAUAACGUGGUUAUUGCCAGCCUCCCGUCCGGUCGAUAUGGAACCGUAACUGCGGCUACGGCUGCUAAGCAGAUGCUUUCUAGUUUUCCCAGUAUCAAGUUUGGGCUAAUGGUUGGCAUUGGCGGUGGUAUCCCGAGCGAUGAUCAUGACAUCCGACUGGGCGACGUUGUGGUUAGUCAACCUACAGGCGCAUUUGGAGGCGUAAGGCAAUAUGAUUGCGGCAAGGUCACUGCGCGUGGUUUCGAAGAGUGUGGUGCACUGAACUGUCCUCCUGAGGCCCUUUUAAAUGCGAUGGGUGAGCUUCAAAGCAACCACGAGAUGAUGGGAGGCACAUCGAUACCCGAUAUCUUGGAGUCCAUGUAUGCAGCUUAUCCGGCAAUGGCGGAUUCACGAAGAGGACCAGCAUAUAUCUAUCAGGGUGCAGAUCAUGAUCGGUUGUUCUGCUCUGAUUGUAUACAUGAGAAGGGCGCAAAAGAUUGUGGUGGGUGUAAUCCCGAGAAGGAAAUCAAACGACCUGAACGACUGGACCAGGAUCCUUAUAUCCACUAUGGCACUAUCGCUUCAGGUAAUAAGGUCAUCAAGGAUGCGAAGGUGCGCGAUUUGCUAGCAAAGAGUUGUCUUUGUUUUGAAAUGGAAGCCGCGGGAUUGAUGAACCAAUUUCCAUGUCUCGUCAUUCGUGGGAUCUGUGACUAUUGCGAUACCCAUAAAAAUGAUCGAUGGCAGAAGUAUGCGGCGGCUACUGCUGCUGCGUAUGCAAAAGAGCUUCUUCAGGUUACCGACGCCUCGGACAUCCAAAAUACACCAGAAGCCCGUAGUGUUGUUAUGGAUAACAGUGAGUUGCAGCUCUUCCUUGUAUUACUGAGACUCAUUUGUUCUCAAUUUUCAGAGAUCAAAACAAUUGUCAAGGGCCUCGCCCGAGAUCAAGAACAGAAAGAUCUGUUUAGGUGGCUAUCUCCUCUCAGCCCGUCUGCUAGGCAUUCUGAGAACCAGAGAGUGCGAGUGGAAGGUACUAGUGUAUGGAUUCUUGAGGAUCCUAGGUUCUUAGAUUGGUCUGGUGAAGGCCCCAGCUCCCAGGCCCUGUGCUGCUUUGGUAACCCAGGCGCAGGUAAAACGAUUAUAUCCUCUGUCGUGAUUGACAGCAUAAGGGGCCAAAUAACAACCGACUCGACUAUUGGACUAGCAUACCUAUACGGUGAUUAUCGUGACCAUAAAGUCCAGACGACAGAGAAUAUUCUUGGGGCCAUUGUAAAACAGCUAUUAGUGUUCUUAUCGGAGAUUCCACAGGCUCUUCUGGAACUAUACCAGAGAGAAGCAAAGCAGGAGGCCCCGCUGAGCAAGGUCAGCGCGCAGACGUUCCUAGACGUAGCUUGCGAGCAGUUUAGCAAAGUUUAUAUCUGCAUCGAUGCAGUGGAUGAAUUGAAGGAUCAGAGAACUCUUUUAGAGUGCUUGCAAGGUAGAUCUUCUAUGCAGUUGUUCAUUACCGGUCGUCCGCAUAUCCGGCAAACUGUUCAAAAAUACCUCAAGCAGAGGCAAGAGAUCCCCAUUGAAGCCCACGAAGGCGAUAUUCGACGAUUCAUUGAUCGUGAGAUUGGUGGGCCCAAUGACAUUGAACCCGAUGCUAUGGAUGAGAAAUUAAGACUCGAUAUCCAGAGCAAAGUCCUCGCAUCAGCGAAGGGAAUCUUUCUCUUACCCGUAUUGCAAGUGCACGCUGUCCUUCAGGCCGCAACUAUGCGUCGUCGUGAGGAAGCUUUGAAAACGUUGCCAUCUAGUCUUAGCGGUGCUUUCUCUGGUACCGUAGCUCGUAUAGAGCAACAACCGAUUGCACAUUCAGCAAAGGCAAAAACGAUUAUUGCUUGGGUUCAUUUAGCAGAACGGCCUGUCAGCGUUGAUGAACUUCUUUGUUCCCUCGCAAUCGAAGACGGGGAUAAGGCUUUUAACCGGAGAGGCAUACCGGUCAGAAGUACGCUUCUAAGCUGCUGUCAUGGACUAGUGGUUAUUGACCAAGAAACUCAUACUGUACGCUUGGUCCAUUAUUCUUUCCAAGAGUAUCUCAAUCAACAAAGCAAGAUGUUCGGGCUUAGCAAAGAAGAGUGGCACAGUCAAAUUGCACGUACAUGUCUUACAUUCCUAAAUUUCCCGGAGGAGACCGCAGACGAUUAUAUGGGUAUCACGCUUCUGUCCUAUGCUGCUACCAAAUGGGGCCAUCACCUUCGAAGAAGUGAGUACUUACCAGACUCACCUUUAGAGCUCGCAAAGAAAUACCUCAGCACUGCACAGGUAUUCAACAAUGCAAGUUUGCUUCUACUGUAUAGGGAAAUGUACACAGGUCGUCACAAAGACCAUGAGCUGCACAGGGUAGUCACCUUAGCUCAUAUAGCAGCUUUCUUUGGCAUACACAGCAUUAUGCUUCAUUUGACUGUGACUGUUGACAUUGACUCAAGGGAUAUAAUCGGCUAUACGCCAUUAUCCUGGGCCGCAAACCUUGGACAUAUGCCAAUAGUGAAACUACUUAUCGAGCAAGGUGUUUCAGUGGACCCUCAAGAUUUGAACGGCAUGACACCUCUUUUUCUAGCUCUUAAAUCCAAACACGAAUGGAUAGCAGAGCUGCUGAUAGAUUACGGCGCUGCAGUGGACGUGAAUGACGAGAACAGAAAUACACCGCUGUCAUAUGCUGUGGAAUAUAAAUGUGAGACGGCAGUGAGGCUACUCCUGGAUAAAGGCGCACCAGUGGAUACCAAGAAUAAGUUUGGGGAAACUCCACUCUUAAUCGCCGCUCAUGGCGGGUUCGAGAGAAUAGUAGAAUUGCUGCUUGAACGUGGUGCUGAAGUGGAUUCAAUGGACCCGUACGGCCGAACUCCUUUGCUAUACGCUGCAAUAAGUGGAUUUGAGAAAAUAGUUAGAUUACUUCUUGCGAAAAAUGCGGCCGUGGACUCAUUAGACCAUAAAUAUGGCCGCACCCCACUGUUAUGGGCCAUCGCGAAAGAUCAUGAGGCAAUAGCAAGGUUAUUAAUUGAUAAAGGUGCUGCAGUGGAUACGGUGGACGCUACAUAUGGCUGGACACCCUUGAUAUGGGCUGCAUAUCAUGGAUGGGAGACAAUUGCACGGUUGCUGAUCGAAAAAGGGGCAGCAAUCGAUUCCGUGGACUCUAAAUACGGCCGGACACCACUGCUAUUGGCAUUAGAGUACAGACAUGAGGCGGUAGUGAAACUGCUGCUCAGCAACGGUGCUGCUGCAUUGAUGGACUCGGGUGGGAACUUUGAUCUCGCAACAUGGAAGGGAGAUGGAGGCCUAGAUGGCUUGAUGGAUCAUCUAGGGCUAACAAUGGAUGAUCUUGGACAUCGUUUGAGAAGGAGAACAAGUCGGAAGCCUACUUAUCUCGAAUACUUUACCUAG
Molecule: messenger RNA, 3594 nt
Organism: Aspergillus oryzae RIB40
Lineage: Eukaryota; Fungi; Ascomycota; Eurotiomycetes; Eurotiales; Aspergillaceae
Exons: 5
Coding region: 1-3594 (1197 amino acids)
Biological process (GO): nucleoside metabolic process
Molecular function (GO): catalytic activity; protein binding
Source: RefSeq, a predicted model, not a curated record